AAGCCGCCGGCCCAUAAACGAAGACCAAAAUUAACUUAUGUAGAAUCCUUGCCAGGGUUAUUACAAUUAGGUCUUUCCCCUUUUCCGUGCAGAGCCUGAAAUCCACCGCGUUGCGGAGAGAAACGUCGCAAUGGGGAGGAGACCUGCAAGGUGUUAUCGGCAGAUAAAGAACAAGCCAUAUCCCAAAUCACGUUUCUGCCGUGGUGUUCCUGAUCCUAAGAUCAGAAUUUAUGAUGUUGGUAUGAAGAAGAAAGGUGUUGAUGAGUUUCCUUUCUGUGUUCAUCUGGUUAGCUGGGAAAAGGAAAAUGUUUCGAGUGAAGCAUUGGAAGCUGCUAGAAUUGCAUGCAACAAGUAUAUGGCGAAAUUUGCUGGAAAGGAUGCUUUCCACUUGAGAGUCAGAGUACAUCCAUUCCAUGUUCUUAGGAUCAACAAAAUGCUUUCGUGUGCUGGAGCUGAUAGGCUUCAGACCGGAAUGAGAGGUGCAUUUGGAAAGCCACAGGGUACAUGUGCUAGAGUGGCCAUUGGUCAGGUCCUUCUUUCUGUCCGCUGUAAGGACAGCAACAGUCAUCAUGCACAGGAGGCCCUUCGACGUGCUAAGUUUAAGUUCCCUGGUCGUCAAAAGAUCAUAGUUAGCAGGAAAUGGGGUUUCACCAAGUUUAGCCGUGCUGAUUAUCUCAAGUUCAAGUCAGAGGGCAGGGUUGUGCCUGAUGGUGUUAAUGCAAAGCUUCUUGGGUGUCAUGGACCACUGGCAAACCGUCAUCCUGGACAAGCUUUUUUGACUACUGCUUAGGUCGUUUGUUGUCACUUGGGAAUAGUGGGCUUUUACCACAGUAGUUGUGCUCUAGUCAAUUUAAGUUUCCCAUUUGUUCUGCUUGUAGUAUGAAGACUAUGUUGAGUUUAUCUCCUGUUUUACGAACCAUGUUUGAGUGGAAUGAAUGCCAUAUUUUGUUCGGAUUUCCUUGCCGUUGAUUUUUUUUGGCGUUCGAUAUUUGCUUAAUGAAAAAGUUAAGAUUGAUCA
This is a messenger RNA of Cajanus cajan (pigeon pea), 1018 nucleotides long. RefSeq names its product large ribosomal subunit protein uL16. Gene Ontology annotation, cellular component: ribosome. The record is from RefSeq and is a predicted model, not a curated record. Gene Ontology annotation, biological process: translation. NCBI's taxonomy places the organism in Eukaryota, Viridiplantae, Streptophyta, Magnoliopsida, Fabales, Fabaceae. Gene Ontology annotation, molecular function: structural constituent of ribosome.